AAGGAGGUUACGCCGUGGUGCGACAGGUGUAAACUUCACUCAACAGACUUGCUUGCUUGCUUGCUAGCAAUUGAAACCGUUGCUGACGAAGACAUCAACUGCAAUGCUAAGGAACGACUUCGGAGCAAUGUCUUUGUUGCCCGUCUUCCUGCUCUCAUGUGGCUGCAUGUCGGGGUCUCACCUCACGGAGGCCUCAGACGACACUCUGAGCCCUGAAGAUGCUUCUUUUUGCGACGGCGAGCUGGAGGUCCAGUACCCAGAGCUUCUUGUUAAUAGAUGCCUGAUUGUUCCAGAGGAAUUUCGAGAGAAACUUAGCACCAUCUGGGGAGCUCCACUUAUUCGGUACCGUCACGCACAGGAGGUUUCCAAUUACACUCUGAUCAUGGUUGAUCCUGAUGCUCCAAGUCGCUCUAAACCAGUGCUGGCUUACUGGAGGCACUGGGUUAUCACAGACAUGGAGUGGUCCUCGCUGAAGAAUGGAGUGUUAACAGGGACCAUUAUUGAUGACUAUCAACCUCCAACGCCACCACGUGGGACUGGUUUCCACCGCUACCAGUUCCUGCUGUUCCACCAAGGCAGCAACAUCACGUCCGACAGUCUGGACUCAGAGAGCCGAGGUAAAUGGAAUCUGGACGCCUUCGUAUUAAUGUUUCAUCUGGGAGAGCCUGUGGCUAAGCUGCAGUUUCUCACACAAAACUACGAAGACUGAAGAUCCCCUCAAAGGUGUCCUUGACCUGUGGUGAUGCGCAGUCAACAGGAAUUGGAAUCACUUUCAAGCUUAUGAGUAGUAUGAGUCUGUUUAUCUUUCUCGUCGCAUUGCAAUCCCGCUUCCUCUUUUUGUUUUCCCCUCUUGGUGGCUUUUGAUGAUCACAUGAUCCCGUCGUGCGAGAUUUGGGGAAUAAGCUUCGGCCUCAAUGGGGAUUUCUUAUUAGUUUCCGAACGCCGCCCGACAAGAAAAGGAAAAGGGCCCGUGAUAUCACAAGCCGGCGUGGAAAGAGUUGCUUCUAAAUCAGGGGCGGAAACACGUCACGGCCCCCCAAAAAAAACAAAAAAGAAAAAAAGGAAGUAGAAGGUGAAACCGAGACCGCAGCACAACCGGAUGUUGCAGUGGAACUAAAAGUGACAGGGUGGCAGGGAGGGGGCAGGGGCUUUGCGGACUCUAGUUUAUUUGGUGAAGGGGACUUACCAUGCAUUUGUUUACAUAUUUCCACCCGGCCCGCUUUCAAUUGGAAAUAGAGUAACUUGCCGAUGAAACCUUUUGAUUGAUUUCCUGAGGUAAAAGCCCCUCUAUCUCAGCGCGUCCUUGACUUUGACGUGACGAUCCCAUUUUGAACUUUGGAGAGUCGCGGCAAAAGAUCCACCUGGCAGGUCAACUUUAUAAGCCUUCCACUUGCGGAUACUUUUCCGACUCCGUGCUGCUUUGUAGCAGGGUGGCUCAGCGUAAUCGGGAGGAGUAUUGGUUUCUAACCACUCCUCUGGGAUGGUUCUCGUAUCAAUACCCCAGAUGUCUGGAUUUCCAUCACCGACUUUGAUGUUGUGAUGAUCAAUCUUCGGUUGGGCCUUUGAUUGACCUCGGUUCGGUGUCUCCGCAGUGGUCCGGGCGGGCGUAGGUAAUGUUCCUUUGGUGGAUAAGCCAGCCUCGGUAAACUCCUGUGUGCCCUUCUGAUGAACCCUCAGAGAUCAUUGAUCAAUUUUGUUCCGUGUCCGCUUUGUUUGCUUCCUGGACUUGGCAGUCAAAGCUCCACAAACAUCCACAACAACUGUUUAGUAUCCAUCAGGUGGAACAUCGUCACUCUCCACCUUGAUUUUUACCUGUCAAACAUUUUCACAAUCGGCAAGUCGACUAUAAUCCCACACUCAUUGUGUAACAUGCCAGGUGGAAGAGAACUUCUCCCCCCCCCCCUAAAAAAAAACAACAAAAAACACCUACUUGGACUGCAUUAGCAAUCCGGUGCAUUGCCAAGAUUUUGACUUUAAAAACAAAAACGCCGCUUUGCUUCCAUUCAUAUCUCGGCGCCGCGCUGCCAGAAACAACUGGAUUUGUCACCCAACUUCCUCCAGCGUGUUUUUUUCCCAAAUGUCAGCGGUGUUGACAGACUGACAGCUGUCGUUUGCCAACAAGCGCCACCCUUGAGAAUAUUGCCAAUGUUUUGAAUAUGUUCCUAAUGUAUUCCAACUGACAUUAAUUAAAAUGAAUUUGUUUAAUCAACUCUGUUGCCUAACCGAGACAAAAGUGAUCUAAUAAAGCGCAAUGACUUUUUCUUUC
Messenger RNA from Hippocampus comes (tiger tail seahorse), 2266 nucleotides. RefSeq names its product phosphatidylethanolamine binding protein 4 (gene pebp4). The record is from RefSeq and is a predicted model, not a curated record. The transcript is spliced from 7 exons. Bases 104 to 709 code for a protein of 201 amino acids. NCBI's taxonomy places the organism in Eukaryota, Metazoa, Chordata, Actinopteri, Syngnathiformes, Syngnathidae.